Molecule: messenger RNA, 207 nt
Organism: Stylophora pistillata
Lineage: Eukaryota; Metazoa; Cnidaria; Anthozoa; Scleractinia; Pocilloporidae
Source: RefSeq, a predicted model, not a curated record
UACAGCUAUACACGGCUAUACACAGCUAUAUAUGAGUAUACACAGGUAUACAGAACUAUACCCAGCAAUACACGGCUAUAUAUACUAUACACAAAUAUACAUAGCUAUACACAGCCAUACACAGCUGUACACAACCAUACACGGCUAUACACGGCUCUAUAUGACUAUACACAAAUGUACAGAACUAUACCCAGCUCUACAGGUUAG